Messenger RNA from Medicago truncatula (barrel medic), 405 nucleotides. RefSeq lists its product as uncharacterized. The record is from RefSeq and is a predicted model, not a curated record. The transcript has a single exon. Gene Ontology annotation, molecular function: protein dimerization activity. Lineage: Eukaryota; Viridiplantae; Streptophyta; Magnoliopsida; Fabales; Fabaceae. The coding region runs from base 1 to 405 and encodes 134 amino acids.
AUGGCUGAGCUUUAUCCAAAUGAUUUUGUAGAUGUGUCGGAAGUGGAGUUGCGCAGACAACUUCAUAAUUAUGUUAGAAAUGUUAAAUCUGAUCCAAAAUUUGCAAAGUUGAAAGGGCUUUCGGAUCUUUGUGCAAUACUUGUGGAAACAAAUAAGUGCAAGACAUUUGCUUUGGUUUUUAAGCUUUUGAAGUUGGCUUUGCUCUUGCCGGUUGCAACUGCAAGUGUUGAACGUGUUUUUUCAGCUAUGAAGAUUGUGAAGAGUCAUUUACGUAACAAAAUGGGUGAUCAAUGGUUAAAUGAUCGGCUUGUAACUUUUAUUGAAAGAGAUGUUCUUUUCACAAUUAGCACUGAUGUUAUUCUAGCUCAUUUUCAACAAAUGGAUGGCAGACGAUUUUCAUUGUAA